This is a messenger RNA of Lachancea nothofagi CBS 11611, 1962 nucleotides long. NCBI's taxonomy places the organism in Eukaryota, Fungi, Ascomycota, Saccharomycetes, Saccharomycetales, Saccharomycetaceae. The record is from the annotation of a GenBank genome assembly.
AUGGAAUAUAUCAAAAUCGCAAAAGUUGACCAUGUUGUAAUGCACAGGAAGGGCAUUUCUGCCAGUGGGACUUUGCACUUGACCACGCAUCAUUUGAUCUUUACAUCGACGCUUUUUGCGCGCGAGUUUUGGUUUGCCUAUCCCACAAUUGGUGCUGUUUUCAAGAAUAGAGGCAGCGCUCUGAUCUCCAAGUUUAAGGACCAUCAUGAGUGCCAGGAUCCGCUUUACAAAGGAAAAGACAUCUGGUCGUUCUGGAAUAUCAAAAUUGUGGGGAAGGACUAUACUGUUUUCUCUCUCGAUUUCCAGGACGAGCACUUGGCGCAGGACGUCUACGACUCGAUCUUAAAACUAACGGUUCUGCACGAAGAGCAAGAGCUUUACGCUUUUAUUUACACGCCCAACAGAGCUGAAGAGCCUUUCAACAGCUGGAAUAUCUACGAUCCCUUGACAGAAUUUCGUAGACAGGGGCUUACAUUUGGCGAAAAUUGCCCUUGGAGAGUUUCUAACGUCAAUCAGGAUUUCAAUCUUUGCAAAACCUAUCCCCGCGUCUUAGUGCUACCAAGUUCCAUUUCAGAUACGUUGCUUACGCAUUCCAUAAAGUAUCGAUCUCAGAACCGUAUCCCGGCCUUAACAUAUUACCAUCGUAAGACCAAAACCUCCAUUACCCGAUGUGCACAGCCGCUACCGGGCUUGAUCCAGCAGCGGUCUAUUCAGGAUGAAAAGCUAGUCAACGAAAUAUUUAACUGCUCGUCUUCCUCAGAUCUUCAGAACUUUAGGGCGGUUAAAAAUAUUAUCGUUGACGCGAGACCAACUACCAAUGCUAUGGCACAAACAGCGCUAGGAGGUGGUACCGAGAACAUGGAUAACUACAACUUUGGUGGCACUGUCACCCGAAUGUUUCUGGGAAUAGACAACAUUCACAUUAUGAGAGACUUGCUCAAUUACGUUGUUGACCAUAACUUGGUCGACAACGACCUAAAUCUUCCGAUUGACGUCAAUGCACUGAAUGAAGGCAAGUCUGCUCACUGGUUGAAGUAUAUUCGAAUGCUUCUGUCUUCUACUGAUACUUUGGUAAAGUCUGUUCUUUUCAAUAAUUCGAAUAUUCUAAUACACUGUUCCGACGGAUGGGACAGGACAACUCAAGUAAGCUCUUUGGUUCAAAUUUGCCUUGAUCCUUACUUCAGAACGCUGGAAGGAUUUAUGAUUCUAGUUGAAAAGGACUGGCUAUCAUUUGGCCAUCGCUUUGCUGAAAGAACAGGCCAUUUGAACUCUGAAAGCUCAUUUCAUGAUAAUUCGACAAGAAUGAGCAUAUCUGGAGCCGCAACAAACAUGACACAAGGAAUUGACCUAAAUUCCUCUUUAUUUGGAUUCUCCAAUAAUAACAAUAAUAAUAAUGAUAAAACAGAAGUUGCAAAUGGAGAGCUCACCGAUUUGAACUUUUCGUCUCAUUUGCACUCAUCUGAAUUCAUGAAUAAAGUAUCAAAGAGGUUAGUGACAAAGAAGUCGUCAAAAUUUACCUCUCCUGUAUUUCAACAAUUUCUCGAUUGCGUGCAGCAACUCCUUCGGCAAAAUCCAUCAAAAUUUGAAUUUAAUGAGCGGUUCCUGAGGCGCUUAGUCUAUCAUUUAUACUCUUGCCAGUACGGAACUUUCCUUUUCAAUUCGGAACUAGAUCGUGUCACACAUGAUGCUCAAGAAAGGACUAGAAGUGUUUGGGAUUAUUUCAGAUCACGAAAGGCUGAGUUUAAGAACGCAGAGUACAACUCUACAGAAAGCGGUGAUGAUGACUGGAUUUUGCCCGAUAUAAAAAAUGUCAAAUGGUGGUGGCAACUUUUUGGCAAGAAAGAAGAGGAAAUGAAUUGCGCAACCUCGUCAUCAGCAAGCCGACCAUGCUCUGCCGAAGAGAAUAAAAAAGCAAGCCUAAAAUUUCCAACACUGAAUUUAGAUAUCUUUGGAAGAAAGUGA